Molecule: messenger RNA, 3532 nt
Organism: Salarias fasciatus (jewelled blenny)
Lineage: Eukaryota; Metazoa; Chordata; Actinopteri; Blenniiformes; Blenniidae
Product: E3 ubiquitin-protein ligase MARCH6
Exons: 25
Coding region: 348-3098 (916 amino acids)
Biological process (GO): ERAD pathway
Cellular component (GO): endoplasmic reticulum membrane
Molecular function (GO): zinc ion binding
Source: RefSeq, a predicted model, not a curated record
GACGCAUGCGUUAGCGGACUUAGCUUAGCUUGUUUGUCUCACACACUUGAACUAACGUCUCAGUAACACCGUGGAUGUGAUGUUUCUGCCGUCUGUUGUUUCACAGUGACCAUUUGUGUCCGAAGAAGGACGUUCAGUCUGUCGGCGACCAUCGGGUCGAGGGGACGCGGCGGAACAAGCGUUAAUCUGCGGGGUGACCAUUUUAUGACAGCCGAUGCAUCAGAGCCAGAAGGAUCCAGCCGUCUCGCUAGCUUAACCUGGCUGGCUAAGCGUCACUGUCUGUCGUGGAUGGGUUCACCGCACGGGAGACUCCUGGAAGAAACGGUGACCGGUGCUUAAGAAACAAGAUGGACACUGCAGAGGAAGCGGAUAUCUGUCGCGUGUGUCGCUCCGAGGGGACCCCCGACAAGCCCCUCUACCACCCAUGCGUCUGCACAGGCAGUAUCAAGUUCAUCCACCAGGAAUGUUUGGUCCAGUGGCUGAAACACAGCAGGAAGGAAUACUGUGAAUUAUGCAAGCACAGAUUUGCUUUCACACCAAUCUACUCCCCAGAUAUGCCCUCACGUCUGCCCAUUCAGGACAUCUGUGCCGGCCUGCUGACCAGUGUGGGCACGGCCAUCCGCUACUGGUUUCAUUACACACUGGUGGCCUUUGCGUGGCUCGGAGUGGUUCCUCUCACCGCAUGUCGCAUCUAUAAGUGUCUUUUUACUGGCUCUGUGAGCUCGCUUCUGACACUGCCACUGGACAUGCUGUCUACAGAGAACCUGCUUGCAGAUUGUCUACAGGGCUGCUUUGUUGUUACCUGCACGUUGUGUGCAUUCAUCAGCCUGGUGUGGCUCAGAGAACAGAUAGUCCACGGUGGCGCCCCCCAGUGGUUAGAGCAGCACCAACCACCUCCACCCAAUGCUGCUGGGCAAGCCAACGAGGCACAAGCUGCAGGUCAGGCGGCAGCUGAUGAGCCACCUGCCGCCCAGCCCGCCCCCGCGGAUCCUCCAGCCCAGAAUGAGGCUGAACCUGAGCCUCCUGAUGUGCCCCCAGACCAGGGCGAUGACCCAGAGCUGGAGGAAGAAGAAGGAGCGGCUGCUGAAGAUGCUGACCCCAACAAUGGAGCACAAGAUGACAUGAACUGGAAUGCUCUGGAGUGGGAUAGAGCUGCAGAGGAGCUCACCUGGGAAAGGAUGCUUGGACUGGAUGGAUCACUGGUAUUUUUGGAACACGUGUUUUGGGUUGUGUCUCUAAACACACUCUUCAUCCUGGUGUUUGCAUUUUGUCCUUAUCACAUCGGGCACUUCUCUGUCGUCGGUCUCGGCUUUGAGGAAUAUGUACAAGCUUCUCACUUUGAGGGCUUGAUUACAACAAUCGUGGGCUACAUACUGCUGGCCAUGACGCUCAUCCUGUGUCACGGACUGGCUGCGCUGGUCAGGUUCCAGCGCUCUCGGCGUCUCCUGGGAGUCUGCUACAUCGUUGUCAAGGUUUCUCUCCUGGUUGUGGUGGAGAUUGGAGUUUUUCCCCUGAUCUGCGGCUGGUGGUUGGACAUCUGCUCUUUAGAGAUGUUUGAUGCCUCGCUGAAAGACAGAGAAUUAAGUUUCAAAUCGGCACCUGGUACGACGAUGUUUCUUCACUGGCUGGUGGGAAUGGUCUACGUCUUCUACUUUGCUUCUUUCAUCCUGCUGUUGAGAGAGGUGCUGAGGCCGGGAGUGCUGUGGUUUCUGAGAAACCUCAAUGACCCAGAUUUUAACCCGGUGCAGGAGAUGAUUCACCUGCCCAUCUACAGACACCUGCGGCGGUUCAUCCUGUCGGUGGUUGUCUUCGGCUCAAUCGUCUUGCUCAUGCUGUGGCUCCCCAUCAGGCUGAUCAAACUACUGCUGCCGACCUUCCUGCCGUACAACGUGAUGCUCUACAGCGACGCCCCUGUCAGUGAGCUGUCUCUGGAGCUGCUCUUACUCCAGGUUGUUCUUCCCGCUCUGCUGGAGCAGGGACACACUCGCCAGUGGCUGAAAGGCUUGGUUCGAGCCUGGACUGUCAGUGCUGGAUAUUUACUAGACCUCCACUCCUACCUCCUUGGCGAGCAGGAGGACAAUGAUGCCAACCAGCCCGUGAACAACAACAACAACAACAACCCCCCUCAUGGCCAUCACAACAACAACAACAACCCCGCCCCAGCUGUUGGCGAAGGGCUGCAUGCGGCCCAUCAGGCUAUCCUGCAGCAGGGGGGGCCGGUGGGCUUCCAGCCCUACCACAGACCUCUCCGCUUCCCAUUCAGGAUUGUGUUACUGAUUGCAUUCAUGUGCAUUACUCUACUGGUGGCCAGUCUGGUGUGCUUAACGCUACCAGUCUUCACCGGCCGUUGGCUGAUGUCCUUCUGGACAGGCAAUUCCAAAAUCCACGAGCUGUACACUGCAGCGUGCGGUCUGUAUGUCUGCUGGCUGUCUAUACGCGGAGUCACUGUUCUGCUGGCCUGGAUGCCACAGGGACGCACAGUUAUCAUACAUAAAGUCCAGGAGUGGACGCUCAUGAUCCUGAAGACUCUGGUUGUGGCCCUGCUGGUGGCCGGAGUCAUCCCGCUGCUGCUGGGCUUGCUGUUCGAACUGGUCAUCGUGGCUCCACUGAGAGUCCCACUGGACCAAACACCUCUCUUCUAUCCGUGGCAGGAUUGGGCUCUCGGAGUGCUACAUGCCAAAAUUAUUGCUGCCAUCACUCUCAUGGGCCCUCAGUGGUGGCUGAAGACUGUUAUUGAGCAGGUGUAUGCAAAUGGAAUCCGCAACAUCGAUCUCCAGUUCAUCAUCCGCAAACUGGCUGCUCCCGUCAUUUCUGUCCUGCUGCUGUCUUUGUGCGUGCCGUAUGUGAUUGCCGCAGGGGUGGUGCCUGCUGUCGGAGUUACCCCUGAGAUGGAGAUUCUGAUGCAGAGGAGGAUCUAUCCCUUCCUCCUGAUGGUUGUCUCACUUAUUGGAAUACUUUCCUUCCAGAUCAGACAAUUCAAACGCCUUUAUGAACACAUCAAGAAUGACAAGUACCUGGUUGGCCAGAGGCUUGUCAACUAUGAACGGAAAGCUGGGCGAACGAGCUCAGUUCCCCCCUCCAACCCCGUCGCAGAGUAAACUUUUGUGUCACAAGUUGCCACAUUUUUUGCACCUGUUGCCCUGCGUACACCCUGUCCACUCCUCAUCCCAUUUUUAUCUUUUUUUUUUUCGAUUUCCAACUCGAUCGUCUGACCAUAAUCCUCCUGAAUCUUCUGUGGAUCUUGGUGGACCGGAUGUUUAUCAGUUUCCGUUCAUGCUUGUCGAGUGUGGAAUGGGAAAAUGUAUUAUAAUAUGGGACAGCUGAGUAAUGCCCUUGGAUGCAUGGAGGACGCAGGAGAAUUAAAGGUUUGAUUUGGAGCUCAACAUCUGUAUUGUCAAUCAUGCCUUGCUUUGUAAAGUGCUGCCUGAUAAUUGUACAUGUGUAAAUACUUUGAACGCAGACUUUGUCUUAAAAAAAAAAAGAGGACAGUUGUGGAUUAAUGCAAUGACCAUUGUACAUCUUAAAAGUGUAU